This is a messenger RNA of Neopelma chrysocephalum (saffron-crested tyrant-manakin), 1392 nucleotides long. RefSeq names its product thiamine transporter 2-like. Gene Ontology annotation, molecular function: thiamine transmembrane transporter activity. Lineage: Eukaryota; Metazoa; Chordata; Aves; Passeriformes; Pipridae. Gene Ontology annotation, biological process: vitamin transport; transmembrane transport. The coding region runs from base 269 to 1033 and encodes 254 amino acids. Gene Ontology annotation, cellular component: plasma membrane. The transcript is spliced from 6 exons. The record is from RefSeq and is a predicted model, not a curated record.
UUACUGCUGCCUUUGGGCAAAGACAGGCCAGGAUUAUCUGGCUGUUCCUUUAAGGGAACGUGGAUGCUGAAAGAAAGCCAACUGGAGGCAAUUUCAAAGGAGGUGUCAGAGCAAGCUGAAGUACCAGAAAAACAGGAAAAGCGUAAAACUGAAACAGAAUCCAGUAGCUUCAAUACACACGGGGACGGCCAGAAGAAAGACUGGAAACCCUAAAAGGAGACUUUUCCCGUGGAAGUAAGAAAGGAAGAGCUCCAGCAGACAAGAGGCCAUGGGCUGCUGGAAGCAAGAGAACAGCAACACCUGGACUUUUCCCACCCUGAUUCUCUGCCUCUAUGGAUUCUUCUACAUGAUGAAACCAUCAGAACCUUUCCUAGCACCCUAUCUAACAGGACCAGAUAAAAACCUGACCGCAGAUCAGGUAUGGAAACUUCUCUACUGGUCUCUGUGGUGGGCUCUGGCUACAGCCGGCUUUUAUCAGGUCCUGAAUUAUAUCCAAGUGCUGUGGGACUUCCAAGCCCCCUCUCACAGCUCCGCAGUGUACAAUGGAGCUGUCGAAGCACUAGCAACUUUUUUAGGUUCAAUAACAUCCAUAGCAGUUGGAUACGUCAAAGUGAACUGGGAUCUCUCUGGAGAACUGGCCUUGGGAAUUUUCUCUGCAAUGGAUGCCGGUUCUCUGUUUCUCAUGUACUUCACUGGGAACAUCUGGGCAUGUUAUGCUGGUUACCUUGCAUUUAAGGCUUGCUAUAUGCUCCUUAUAACGAUAGCAACGUUUCAGAUUGCUGUCAACCUGAGCAUGGAGCGUUAUGCUUUGAUGUUUGGCUUCAACAACUUUGUCGCACUGGUGAUUCAGACAAUUUUAACUGUUGUUGUAGUAGAUUCAAGAGGUCUGGGACUGGAUAUCAGCACUCAGUUUCUCAUUUAUGGCAGCUACUUUGCAGUCAUAGCUGGAAUUUUCCUCAUCAGAAGCACAUACACCAUUAUCUCCAACAAACGCAGCAAUACCAGGGCGGCUGGUGAAAGCACUGGGCGUUAACAACAGAGACAAGAAUGGUUACAAGCAACAGUGCAGACGGCUCCAUCAUCUGAACAACAAAUUAGGAGACAUAUAAUGUUCCAUCAAGCAAAACUGGUGCAGGUAGAAGCAGGCUGUUAAUGAGCCUACAGCACAGAGCUUUGUCAGCAGCAAUGCAUUUUGCCUGUUUUCUUCAUCAGUAGUUUAACUCGAAGUUAGUGAUCGACACUCGAACUUCGAUUAAUGCUCCAUGAGCACAAGUACAGGCAGGUGCCUGAACUUCACAUCAGAAGAACUUACAGAACCUCUGAAAUUUCACUUCUACCAAGUAUUUCAAUUAAAGGCAAUUUAGGCCUUUGGACAUUCCUAGGGAAUAUAAA